Molecule: messenger RNA, 1728 nt
Organism: Besnoitia besnoiti
Lineage: Eukaryota; Apicomplexa; Conoidasida; Eucoccidiorida; Sarcocystidae
Product: zinc finger, C3HC4 type (RING finger) domain-containing protein
Exons: 2
Coding region: 1-1728 (575 amino acids)
Source: RefSeq, a predicted model, not a curated record
AUGGAUCCUGCAGAGGCACCGUCCGUGGGAGGGCGGGGGCCGGCGGGCGGCAGCCUCGCGGCGCAGUUUUCUGCCUGUCUGUGCCCCGUCCGGCGUUCGCAGCAGCGUCCUCUGCUUCCUUUGGCGUCGUCUCUCUCCGCCGCUGAGCGUCCGUCCUCGCCAGUGUCUUUUUUCCACGGAUGCUGCGGCCGGCGCAGCUGUCAUCCAGUGCCACUGCCGCGACACGUGGCGGACGUGCGGCGGCUGCUCGAUAUUCUGUUUUAUGAGCAGCUGCUGUUCAUCGCGGUGUCCGCGUGUUUGGUGACCGCCCAUCUGGGCAUCCUGGUAUACACAUGCACCUUCGAAAAGCCGCUGCAGGAGGACGCGCCGUUUUUGCCGAUUCUUGCCGUCAUGUUGGCGCUCAGCCUCGCGACGCUCGCCUGCCGAGUCCGCUUCAUUCUGUCCGUGCGCGCGCUUCAGAAUGCGUGGUGGCAUCGGUCGGUCUUGAAAGACACAAUUCGCAUUUUGACUUCGCCGCUGUGCCAGACGCGGCGCCUGCUGUUUGUCGUCUCGUUCUGCGUCUACUUCGCGACGCUCCACAUGUCCUACUACCACGGCGGGACGGCGAACGCGUCUGUCACGCAGGCGCCCGUUCUGCUGCGCUACGUCUCGAUUCUGGUGCUCGCCUUCCUCUCCCUCCUCGGGCCGCACAUCCUGCUGCUCGCCUGCGUGUGCACCACCUUCUUCAUGUGCCUCUGCUCCCCUCCUGAGCACUUUGAGCAGAUGCUCGUGGAGGAACCGCGCGGCGGCCGCGCGCUGCCGAAAAAGAUCCUGCAGCGAAUGAAGGAGGAAAAGUGGGUCCCCUCCUCCGCGUACUGGCCCUCCGCGGCCAGCGCGGUGACCUGCGAGCCCGCCGAGCGAACCGACACAGGCCUCGACGACGAGCCUGCCGACGGCGCUGGCCUAGAGGGACACGCGGAUCCCAAGAGCGCCGGAAAAACACGCGGCGGAACCAUAAAGAAAAGACGGCUACUCCCCAAGCGAUUCACGCGGAAACAAAAAGGCUCGCGACCCGUCGCGGCUGUGGCCGGCGGACGCGACAGAACAUCUGGCGUCGAUGAUGCGAACAUAUGUGCGAUCUGCCUCUGCGAGUUCCAGGAGAACGAUCUGAUUCGUCGGCUGCCAUGUCAGCACUUCUUCCACAGCGCGUGCAUCGCGCGUUGGCUGCGGAGCCAUGCGAGCUGUCCGCUGCGUUGCCACGUAAACUUCUUCACAGGCACCGUCUACAGUGCGCCUCUGUCUGACGACGAGGCGACCUCGCGGCGCGCCGAGCGACCCCGAAGAGACAGCGGCUUUCGCCGCGCCCUCCCGUCCGGGAGAGCGCAGGCCGCGCGGUCUCCGCAGGAGGAGGAAGGCAGUCGACGGCGGCGGAGGCGCAGAAGGAGUCGCGGGGCCCUCGCUCCGGCCCUAGCAGCCGCGGCGAGGGAUGUCGAAGAGAGAGACUCUCAAGGCGGCCUACCGCCGACUCAGGCGGAGGUGCGCGGCGCGAGUUGCGCAGAAGAAGACGGCAGGGAAGGAGGGGCACGCGAAGCAGAAGGGGAAGCAGGGCAGACAGCAAAGACCGCACCGGCGGCCGGCGAACUGGCAUCCGACGACGCGGCCGGCGAACUGGCAUCCGACGACGCGGCGGGCGCGGCCCCAAGCGCCGGAUGCGGCACGUCACCAGCUCCGCGCCUCUAUCGCGUGUGA